AUGGCUGCGCGCGCACCCUGGAGCGGCUGGGCCUUCGUCUUCGGCGUCGUGCUGCUCUUCUUCUCGGUCUACCGCGUGUCGACGCUCACGAGCCUCAUCACAAUGUACGGCACGCUCAAGGACUGUUCGCUGGACGUGGAGAUCGGGGCGUUGAUCCUCGGGGCGCUGCAAGACUCGGUCUGCGCCACGUACCUCUGCACCGCGCUCUGGAUCAACCCCCUGGAUCUCAGAGUACGCCGACAACAGCGGGUCGCUAGAGUUGUUCGGUUUGUGACGUCGCUAGUGUUGUUCGUGUUCAUGGCCGCGCCGUUUGUCGCCGAUCUGCUGCUCGUGCGGAUCCGGGACAUGCGCUUCAACUUCAGCCUGGUGGAGAUGGCCAUCCACGAGUCCAAGGAUGUGGGCGCGGCGGAGAUUUCGAGCGCCGAGAUCAACCAGGCGUAUGUCAGUGGGGCGCUGGCGGCGAUCACUGCCACGGUCUUCGCUGCGGUACGAGCAACUAACGACUGGGCGGACCUGACGAGGUGGAGUCCGACGACGGCAAUCGUCGUGGCUGGGACCAACUGCUGCAGUCGUCGAGUUGGAGGGGUCAUCGCCGCGUUGGUGGUUUUGCCCAUACUUGUGCUGGCGUUGAGUCAGGCGAGCUCGGCGCUGGUGGCGUACGCUGGACUAAAUGCAACGCUGAACGAGCUCUUCACGCACGCGCUGUUUGUCUCGUCACAAGGAUUCGUGCCACUUAUCGCUGAUGGCAACAUUGCAUCGGCUGAGACGUAUAUUCAUACGGCGACGGAGGAGUAUGAGCUGUUUGAAGAGGACUCGUUGUAUCGACGCACGACGGGUUUCCAUGGACCCCUCGCGUUCGACGUCAAGGUGGAGAAAGACAGCCCUCCCAAUGUGCUGGUCGUGGCGGUGGAGUCGUUCCGGUUUCACGACUCGCACUACCUUGUGGGGGACGACGAUCCGUCGAACCUGUUCAGGGGUAGCAACAUCACGGUCACGCCCAACUUCGACAGGUGGGCGAAGCGCGGAGUAGCGUUCACCAAUAUGUGGUCCAGUUGGCGCACGAGUCGUUCCGUGGAGAGUCUGCUCUUCGCGCAGGUGCCGUACGAUAGCGUGGCGGACUCGGGCAUGACUGGAGGCAAGGUGAAAUACGAGCUGAACGGCCUGCCGCAGUUCUUCAAGGCGAAGGGCUACGACUCGUACUUCACGACCGGUUGCAAGACCGACUACGACGACUGGGACACAUUCCUGCCUUCGCACGGCUUCGAUACCGUGUUGAGUCGGGAUGAAAUGGUUCAGCUGGCGGAGAGCAACCUCGGCAUCAUGCCUGACCAGUGGCUGGGCAAGGAGCACCGCGGGUUCCACUGGGGAGUGCACGACGACCUCAGCUUCCAGCUCCUCGGCGACCUCAUGGUGAACCAGACCAAGGCGCAGAAGGAGCGCAUGGCCAAGGGAGAAGCCAAGAAGCCUCUCUUCAUCACGCACUACACCAUCUCCAGCCACGGGCCGUUCAAAGAGCGCCCGAGAUGGUACGCGGAGCUCGAAAAGCCCGACUUCUCGGCGCUCUAUGACGGCAUGGAGUUCGCGGACUUCAUCAAGGAUUACCUCGAGAUUCGCUACUUCUCGGACCUGGAGCUCGGCAAGUUCUUGGACCGCAUGUCUGCCGCGGGCGUGCUGGAAGACACCAUCGUCGUGGUGGUGGGCGACCACGGCCACGCUCCUGAGGUUGGGAGCUACAUCCCAGAGGCGCGUGACGUGUCCGUCCAUCACGUACCAGGGAUGCUGGUGGCUGAGGGCCGACUGGGCGACGCGGCUGGGACGAAGAUCGAGGACGCCUCGGAGCAGUACGAUAUCCUCAACACGCUGGCCGACAUUGUGGGCGUGCCGGAGGGAGGCUUUCUGCAGGACGGAGUGGGCCGCUCGCUCAAGCGCCAAGUCAAGUUUGGCGAGCGCGCGGUGUACAGCAACAACCCGAGUCGGAAGAUGUCGGUCAUCCGCGGCACCGAACGCCUGCGCUACGACCGCGCGGCGAGCUCCGUGCUACUCCACGACGCCAGAGCCGACCACGACAUGCACGUGGAUCUGUUCCCAGCGCUCCCAGCGGAAGAGCAGGCGGAGUGGAACAAGUGGCGCGACAAUGGCCGACAACUCACCGAGUACUACACGAAGCGAUGGGACAAGAGGUGUCUGUUUGCAGGGAAGUGCUAA
Messenger RNA from Phytophthora sojae, 2205 nucleotides. RefSeq lists its product as hypothetical. The record is from RefSeq and is a predicted model, not a curated record. NCBI's taxonomy places the organism in Eukaryota, Oomycota, Peronosporomycetes, Peronosporales, Peronosporaceae. The coding region runs from base 1 to 2205 and encodes 734 amino acids. The transcript has 3 exons.